AUGCAUCAAAAUUCUUCAUUUAAUGAUAGAUUAAUUAUCAUUCAUACUAAAACAACAAAAAUCCAAAAGAUUGCGUUUCAAUCAAAACAAAUACAAUUCCCUUCAUUUUCUAUAAUUAAAAGUGAAAUAAAAAAUAGUAUAACUUCUUUUUUAUAUGAAAUUCCAUUAGAUGGUUUUGGUGAUAAACAACGAAGAGUUAUUAAAAUAUUCAGAGAAUUAAUAGAAUUAAAAGAGUUUCAUAGAAUACUAUUUUCUAAAUUCCCAUUAUUAUCAAAAACUUUACAAAUGUUUCAAGAAAUGUUUGUAUGUAUUCAAAAUAAUAAUACUUAUACAAUAACUGAUUCUUUCACAACAAAGAAUUUAGUACUAUUACUUAUCUGUGAUGGUUAUGAUUGUGAAGAAUUUUUUACAUUAUUUAAUAAACCAAUUAAUUAUGAUUUGACUCAAUACUUUGGAAGCGAUUUGGCUCGUUUAACUCAAGAAUAUUUUAGUUUUCAAUUAGAACCUCAUUUACCAUUUUUCUUCAAAUAUCCAAUUCUUUUUGAACCUCAUUCAUUUGUAUUAGAAAAAGAUUUAUCUUCUCCUAUCAAACAAGUACUUUUUUCUCCUCUUUCAUUUGUUCUACCAUUAUUAAAAGAUGCUUCUGUUUUUAGACAAUAUAUUCCUUCUAAUUUUCAAUAUAAUUAUUCAAAAAUAACAGAAAGUAUUAUUGGGUAUUCAUUCGGUGAACUUCUAGUAAAGUUAAAAUCAAAUCAUCCAAGAAGGACAAAUCAAACACUUAAUACUUUACUUGAUAAAUUGGCUCAACAACUUAAAAACAUUAAAAAACCUAUCGUAUGUUAUUUGCAUAAUAAAUUCUUUAUGGAGUGUUAUAAUUAUAAAGAUAUUAUUCCAAUUGAUCUUUCAAAACUUGGGAUAUAUCCUGAAAUGGAAAUAAAAGGGAGUGGGUCAGUAGGAAUAGUAUAUCGUUCUAAAUGUGGUAAAUAUGCAAUAAAAAGAUGUGACUCACAAAGACUUGCAUCCACGUUGAGAGAGGUUAGAGUAUUAAGAAUGAUAGACCAUCUAAAUGUACUUAAGUUUAUAGCAUAUUCACCAAAUACUAUAGUUACUGAAUGGUGUUAUUAUGGUACAUUGGAUAAUUUUAUUAAACAAAAAAAUUUUAGUCAUCAUCUUUUGCCACUAUCAUAUUUCUUUCAUUUAGUUUCUCAAUUUAACGAUGGAAUGAAUUAUUUAUUGAAAGACGUUCAAAUAGUUCAUAGAGAUAUCAAAUACCAAAACAUCCUCAUUACUGUUGACCCAAACUCAAGUGAACCAGAGCCAAUGAACCUUUUACUCAAAAUUGCUGAUUUUAAUACCUCACGAGAAAUUAGUGAUGUAAUGAAAACUAAAUGGGGAACAGAAGAAAUAGUUCCUAUUGGGUUAUUUCUUCAUUUUCUCCUAUCUGGUGUUUCUCAUCCUAAACCAAAAUUGAAACUAGGUUCUGAAACUAUUUAUGAUGUUUCAUUUUGUGAAGUAACACGUAGAAUUAAUCCCUAUUUAUAUGAUGCUUUGUAUGAACUUAUUUCUAUGAUGGUUGUCAGUAGAUUAGAUAAGAGAAUUGAUUGGGAAGAAUAUUUACUUAGAUAUUCUGUGAUUUACAAUAAUUUUACAAAAGAAAAUAUGAAAGGUAAAUAA
Messenger RNA from Entamoeba nuttalli P19, 1674 nucleotides. Its product is annotated as protein kinase domain containing protein. Gene Ontology annotation, molecular function: protein kinase activity; ATP binding. Gene Ontology annotation, biological process: protein phosphorylation. Lineage: Eukaryota; Evosea; Mastigamoebida; Endamoebidae. Bases 1 to 1674 code for a protein of 557 amino acids. The record is from RefSeq and is a predicted model, not a curated record. The transcript has 3 exons.